Cryptomeria japonica (Japanese cedar) is the source of this 1926-nucleotide messenger RNA. RefSeq names its product protein HOTHEAD-like. The record is from RefSeq and is a predicted model, not a curated record. Gene Ontology annotation, molecular function: oxidoreductase activity, acting on CH-OH group of donors; flavin adenine dinucleotide binding. The transcript has 6 exons. The coding region runs from base 1 to 1926 and encodes 641 amino acids. NCBI's taxonomy places the organism in Eukaryota, Viridiplantae, Streptophyta, Pinopsida, Cupressales, Cupressaceae.
AUGGAACCUACCUCCUAUGAGAGAUGGGAAAAGAACAGAGGGCUAUGGAUGGAGAUUACUGAUGGGGUCCUUGUUUCAUAUCUUGAGAGGCUUCAUGGCAAUGAUCCGAAAGUGACAGAGGAUUUUGUGAAUGGUUUGGAGAAAGGCAUCCUCACGACGUUUGGAGUGGAGUUUAGAAUUGAUGAAACCUUCGUCAUGGAGAUAUCUUCUUUGCAGAUGGAAGGCAACAAUUUCUAUAGAGAAAGGAAGGUGGUGAAAGAAGCCAUUGCGGCUUUCGUUGACAAAGAUAGCGAGAGGAAAUGGGUGAAAAAUAUGAAGGACGGCGACUAUAACAGGAAGGAACUGAAAUUACUUUGGGCGGAGAUGGCCGCAGUGAUUAUGAGGUUUGGCCACUGUUUCCAUGAAGCAGCAACAUCUAAUCCGGAGUACCCAUAUUCGUUUAUGACAGCAGAUGCUCAAAAGGCAGCUUCAAGAUCAUAUGAUUACAUUGUGGUUGGAGGAGGUACAGCGGGAUGUCCCCUGGCAGCAACUCUCUCACAGCACUACUCUGUUUUAGUAUUGGAGAGGGGAGACUCUCCUUACGGAAUUCCCGAUGUGGAGGAUUUCAGAGGGUCUCCCACAACUAAUCCCAAAGUAGCGCAGGGGUUUGUCUCAGAAGAUGGAGUGCAGUUGGUACGGGCGAGAGUUUUAGGAGGCGGAUCAGCCAUCAACGGUGGAGUCUACAGCAGGGCGAGCACUGAAUAUAUUCGGAAAAUAAAGUGGGAUGAGAAACUUGUAUAUGAGUCAUAUGAAUGGGUAGAACGGUUGAAUGCCUUCCAACAAUACAAGCUUUCUACUUGGAAUUCUGCUACCAAGGAUGGGCUUCUUCAAGCUGGAGUUCUUCCUUACAACGGCCACACUUUCGAUCAUUUGGUUGGCACCAAGAUCAGUGGCUCAAUCUUUGACGAGAAUGGAAAGAGACAUACAGCCGCAGAUCUACUCCAGUAUGCAAAUCCAGAAAAUAUUGUAGUUCUUCUCAAUGCUACUGCCAGCAGAAUACUCUUCAGUUUGGGAUCAGGAAAGCCAAAGGCUAGCGGAGUGGAGUUCAGAAGCAAUAAUGAUGGUCUCAUUUAUCAAAUUUCACUUAACCAAUUGUCAAUCAAUAGUGAGGUGAUUUUGUCAGCAGGAAGCAUAGGUAGCACUCAACUUCUCCUCUUAAGCGGAAUUGGUCCAAAAAGACAACUCAAAGAAAUGAAUAUUCCUGCUCUUUUAGAUUCACCUUUUGUAGGUAAACAAGUUCAAGAUAAUCCUAGUGCAGCCUUUACUAUAGUAUCCUCGAAACCACUUGAAGAUUCUUAUUCACAAUUAGCGGGCAUUUUAGGCAAUUCCCAAAAUUACAUCGAAAGUGGUAGCCUUGUCCAACGGAAUAAUGGUACAAAUACACAAUAUUUAGGUGUUCUUGAUAUUAAGUUGGCAUUUCCCUUAUCAAGGGGUGAUCUUUGGCUUAAAAGCGUAGACCCUCGAGAUAACCCCUAUGUUCGUUACAACUACUAUUCACACUCUCUUGAUCUACAAAGAUGUGUGAAAGGUAUAAAAGUAAUGGUUAAUCUGAGUAUGUCAUCUUCUAUCCAAGAGUUUGCAUUUACUGAUAGUGGAAAUUCCAAAACACUCCAAUUCCUUGGAAUAGCAUUACCAAAGAAUCAAUCAAAUGAUGAUGCCUUGGCGAAGCUUUGCAAAGAGGCACUAGGGACAUUUAACCAUUAUCAUGGAGGUUGUCAAGCUGGUUUAGUGGUUAAUGAAAGGUAUCUGGUGAAAGGUGUUGAUAAUCUCAGAGUUGUGGAUGGCUCAAUUUAUAAGGAUUCCCCUGGUACCAACCCACAAGCCACAACCAUGAUGCUUGGAAGGUAUAUGGGAAUUCAUAUCCUUCAAGAACGCACAAUCUCUUAA